Messenger RNA from Peronospora matthiolae, 1761 nucleotides. The record is from the annotation of a GenBank genome assembly. Lineage: Eukaryota; Oomycota; Peronosporomycetes; Peronosporales; Peronosporaceae.
AUGACGGAAGGCAACGCAGCGACGGCGGUCGUAACGGCCCCUACGGGAUGCACCGAUCCGUCUUCUUCAUUUAAUGCGUGGCUACUGCAGAAGCUACGUCUAGAGUGGAGCUCAAGCGAUCUCGGGGGCCUCUUGACGCCUUCUAAGCUUGCGGAAGCGCGAGCAAGUUUCUCGCACUUGGAGACGCCCAUUAAGGUCCGUUUGUUGCUGUCGUUGUUGAGUGUCCGUCGGGACGGAGUGGACGAGGCUGAGGGUACGAAGCAGAAAGAGAUCAAUGCACUACUACUCACGGCAGAACAAGAUGCUGAAGAGUGGGUGAAGAUCAGCGCCGGUAUUGUCAAGCAAUUCCUAAUACUCCAAGCUACUGGUCGACCCACCGACUCCUAUCUACACGCACAACUGGAGACGACGGCGUCUAAAGUCGUGAAGGCGGUGACUACUCCCCCUCAGACGCGUCCCAGCAGUAACGCAAUGAACGUUGCUCUAGCUGACUGUUUCUCGCUUGAGAAUGGGCUGCUGAAUCCAUUGCUGCGUCCUCCGCUGGCGCCGACGGUAACCACGCACUUUACAGUUAGUGGAGAAGACGAUGAUGCUAACGGCAAAGAAGACGAAGUGCGUGCGUCGCCUGUGAAGAAACCGCUGCAUCGGCCACAGAUGGCACGGAUGCUUGGUUCGUCCGGCGUGAUGGCAACAUCGACUGCCGGAACGACGUCGUCAUUGGCGAGGACGCAAGUCACAGCAAAAACACCCGUAGGCAAGCGAAAGAAUAUGACUGAGCUCUCGUCAGAGAUUCGACGGAAGGCUGAUGCAGGCAGGUUCAAGCGACAGAGAAACCGCAUAUCGAUGAUCGACAUCAACGAGGUGAAGCAAAUUGAAUCGGAAAAGGCUCAGAAGGCGGAAGAGAGAAAGAAGCAGAAGUUGGCGGCGAAGGAAAAAGAAAGGGAGAAAGCAAAGGAGAAGGAGAAAGAAAAGAGUGAUGCGUUGAUAGCAGGUGCAACGGUCGAUGUAAGCGAGAAGGGUGGAGUUGCAGAAGCCACAACGGUACCGGCUUAUGUCAACAACGAGCAUGCUGCUAUCGCUGCCGACAUUUUUGCGAUGCACCACCAGCAACAUGCCCUGGACGAUUCAGUGCAGCAGUAUUCUCAACCGCAGCUACAGACGGAGAGCAACGUUGCACACGCACAAGUAACUUCAGUGGCUGCUGGUGGAGAUGACUAUGUCCCCGACGGAACGCAAGCAUUACUGAACGCAGCGUUCCACUCCACACAGGAUAUCAUGAAGGAAGUUGUAAGCCAGCAAAAUCAGCAGAUGCAGGAGCAACAUCAGAUGCAGCACCAACAGUUGCAGGCACCUGCGUACCAGGAUUUGUACCGAACUCAGCAACAAAUGCAGAUGCAACCCUUAGCUCCUCCGCAGCAACAGUAUCACCAAGGGUUUGAGCCAGAGGAUGCCUCGAUCGUCAACGCAAAUACUGGUGCAAUGCCAAUGGGAUUUGGCGGCUACAACUAUGGCACGACUGCGGGAUACUACUACGAUCAGUUUGGCAACUACGGCGCUCCACAGGAUACAAAUGCGUUUGGGUCAACAGGGUAUCCUAAUUCUGCCAUAGGUCAUAAUGGCAUGAAUGGUAUCGGGCUGCCUCCUCUCGGUGGCCGGCAGUUAGGUUUUGACCCAACACAGCAGCAACCGCAACACCAACAUCAACACCAACAGCAAAAUAACGGGGGCUACAUGGGCGGGUCCGGGGAAUACUGGAGAUAG